UCGUAUCGUUCGAGACAAUAUCGGGCCUCAGUAUACGAGUGCUAAUUGGCGACAGCAGAUGCAAUUCUUGGCCCAAAGCAACAGAAGCAAGGAAAACCUUUAGAAUGGCCGCUGUAACGGAAGACUUUGCCAAGAAAUGUGAAGUGAAGCAGAACGAAACGCUGGGCAGAUAUGUGGUCGCCGCCACCAAUAUUAAGGCCGGGGAAACGGUGCUGCUGGAGCAGCCUGUGCUGCUGCUGGCCAACAAUGGGGAUAGGCGUUGCUGCAACUGUCACCAGCUGACGUCUUCAUUUUGCGGCAAGUGCCGUCUAAUGCCACUGUGCGCGGACUGUGUGGAGCACCAUGGGCCGGACUGUCGGCGUCUGGCUGAGCUGCAGCUGCAGGAGCAGCAGGUGGAACAGCUGCAGGCGCACACAGAAGUCUGCAGUGCACUGAAGUAUUUGCUGCUGCGGGAGCAUGCCGAGAAGAGGUCACACUAUGAGCAACUGCUGCAGUUGGAGGCACAUCUAGCCCGGCGACGCGACACAGACAUCUGGCGCAGCUAUCGGGCGGAGGUGAUUGAGCCGCUGCAGGCCUCCGGGCUGCUGCUGCAGUUGCGCAAUGGCGCGGAGAUCGACGAGGAGCUGUUGCAGCGUCUGCUGGCCAUUGCGGAUAUUAAUGGCUUUGAGAUCCGUGCUCCGGAGUCGGGUGGUGCCAUGCGUGGUGUUUACAUGACUGCCGCACUCUUUGCCCAUAGUUGCCUGCCCAAUCUGGUGACGGCAGUCGAUGAGCAGCGACGCAUCAAGCUCUAUGCGAACCGUAUAAUAGCCGCUGGCGAAAUUUUGUACAACUGUUACACGGACAUCCUGCUGGGCACCGAUGAGCGGCGUCGCAUUCUCAAAACGGGCAAAUGCUUUGAUUGUCAGUGUGCCCGCUGCACGGAUCCCACCGAACUGGGCACGCAUAUGAGUAGCUUUGUGUGUUCCCACUGUACUGGCGGUUAUAUAGUGCGACAGCCGGAGUCUGGCCUGUGGCAAUGUCUGCUCAAUGCCGAGCAUACGCUGAAGCCCGAGUUUGUGGCCAAUGUGCUGGAGCGCGCCAAGGAGGAGGUUUUCCAUGCACGCGAAGAUAUUUAUCGGCUGGAGCUGUUGCUGGCCAAGCUGGGGCGUCUGUUGCAUGGCAAUCACUAUGUUAUGCUCGAUCUUAAGCAAAAUAUAGCGUCCAUAUUGCGACAAAUCCUGCAGAACAUGGCACAUCGACCCAAUCGUAAGGUCUACGAGCGAAAGAUACGUUUGUGCCAGGAGAUAUUGCUGGUCUUGAAGGUUGUGGCGCCGGGCAUAUCCAGGCUAAAGGCGAUUGCCUUGUAUGAGCUGGCCAAUACUCAAGCGGAGCUCGGACGGAAAUUGUACAGUGAACAGGAACAUGACGCUGCGGAUUUACUGGCCGAGCUGCAGCAAACUGAGAUAAUGACGCGAGAAUCACUACGAAUGCUGCUUUAUGAACCUAUUUCCACACCGGAAGGUCAACUGGCACGUAAUAUGCUUAGAGAAUUGAAGGAGCUGCAAAAUGAUAUGAAAAUGCUACAGCAGCCAAACGACGAUGUUGUUAUUUAAAAAAAACCUGUUUUCCAAUUAUUCUUUUGAAUUAAA
Molecule: messenger RNA, 1628 nt
Organism: Drosophila virilis
Lineage: Eukaryota; Metazoa; Arthropoda; Insecta; Diptera; Drosophilidae
Gene: SmydA-6
Product: SET and MYND domain containing, arthropod-specific, member 6
Molecular function (GO): protein binding
Source: RefSeq, a predicted model, not a curated record